UAACAGCAAGACAAAGCCACUUUUCUUUUCUUUUGAAAUGAUGAAACUGCACUACUCCCAGAUUUUGCCUGCUUCUCCGUUUCCUCAUUUCCCUCCCGUAUCGGUCGGUAUAGAAGAAGAGUUUCAGUAGAACUUCUAUUGAUGGCUAAUCUCCCUCAGAAUUUUCCGAUGAGCGCCGCUGCCGCCGCCGCAUUCGGAGGAGGUCCUGGCCCUUCCUCCGCCACCGCCGCUUUCGGAGGAGGUCCUGGCCCUUCCUCCGCCAUCGUGGCUCAGCCCAACAGGGAACGUACGAUGCAAUCUGCCGAGCAGCUCGUGCUCGACCUCAGCAAUCCCGACCUCCGAGAAAACGCUCUUCAUGAGCUCUCCAAGAAGAGAGAAAUAUUUCAGGAUUUGGCCCCACUGCUGUGGAAUUCAUUUGGUACUGUUGCUGCGCUCUUACAGGGUGGAGGUUCACAAUAUUCACCAUAGCUAUAUUUUUAUACCAGCAUUGUGCACUAAAGGAACGUGGACACUGAUCUGGUAUUUGGUAAAUACAAUCUACUACUAAUCUACUAUAUUUUUAUUGGGUUUUGGAUGCUUCUGUUUUGCCAUGCUUGCAGGAAAUUGUUUCCAUCUACCCAGUUUUAUCACCACCUAAUCUUACUCCUGCACAAUCAAAUAGAGUUUGCAAUGCACUUGCACUUCUUCAGUGUGUAGCCUCUCACCCAGACACCAGAUUGCUGUUUAUGAAUGCCCAUAUUCCUCUGUAUCUGUAUCCUUUUCUCAAUACAACUAGCAAAUCGAGACCUUUUGAGUAUCUGAGGCUUACUAGCUUAGGUGUCAUUGGUGCCCUGGUGAAGGUUGACGACAAUGCCGUUAUCAGUUUCCUUCUCUCAACGGAAAUAAUUCCACUCUGUCUGCGCACAAUGGAGAUGGGCAGUGAGCUAUCAAAAACAGUUGCCACAUUUAUUGUGCAAAAAAUCCUUCUGGAUGAUAUGGGUCUGGACUAUGUAUGUACCGCAGCAGAGAGAUUUUUUGCAGUGGGCAGGGUGUUGGAAAAUAUGUUGGUUGCGCUUGCCGAUCAGCCUUCGCCCAGGUUGCUCAAGCAUAUAAUUAGGUGCUACCUUAGGUUAUCAGACAACCCAAGGGCUUGUGAUGCACUUAGAAAUGGUCUGCCAGGCAUACUCAGGGAUGCUGCCACCAUCAGCAACAGCCUUCGUGAUGAUCCACUAAGUAGGAGGUGGCUACAACAGUUGCUUCAGAAUGUGCAAGGUCCUCCAGGUCCUCGAGCAUCCCUUCAAGUUCAAGGAGGUUUUGAUCAUUUUUUGAUGAACUAAAUUAUCUUGAUCCCACCUAGUUGCGGAUCUGCUGAAUGGUUCUGUAAUAACUGUUUGACGAAAAUGCGGAGACUAGUUUAACUCAGUACUGUAGCUUAACAUCUAGUUAAAAAAAGAAACUGAAAACUCGCAAGUGCAACCACUCUGGUGUGGGCCUAGGCGUGGUAGAUCUGAAUUUUUCAUGUGGUAGUCCUACAGUUGAGGUAUAUAGGAAAGAAUUAAAGAGGGUUUGGACUAAAAGAAAUUUGCUAUAUAUUGACA
Messenger RNA from Cuscuta europaea, 1577 nucleotides. The record is from the annotation of a GenBank genome assembly. NCBI's taxonomy places the organism in Eukaryota, Viridiplantae, Streptophyta, Magnoliopsida, Solanales, Convolvulaceae.